Molecule: messenger RNA, 4947 nt
Organism: Pogona vitticeps (central bearded dragon)
Lineage: Eukaryota; Metazoa; Chordata; Lepidosauria; Squamata; Agamidae
Source: RefSeq, a predicted model, not a curated record
GUAAAGAGUGACAUGAAAAAGUUGUAAAAUUAGGCAUGGGAAAAAAGGUAUAGAAGUUUUUUUGUCCUCAUAUGAUAGUAGAAUAUGGAUGAAGCAAAAUGGUAGGUUCAGAAUAGGCAGAAGGAAGUACUUCAUAACACAUAAAUACCUCAUGGAUUUCAAUGCCACAAGAUGUAGUGAUGGGCAUCCAUCUGGACAGAUUUAAAAGGGAUUAAACAAAUUCAUGAAGGAGAUCAACAGCUCCUAGCCACAUGGGCUAUAUAUUACCUUCGGUAUUAGCAGCAGUAUGCACUAAGUAAUGGGAACUUAUUUCUCAGUUUUGUAACUGUGGACCCAUUUUUGUAAGCCAAAUAGACACAAAAAUGUCUAUUCACCUGACACAGAGGCAGUGAAUGCGUGGCCCGCAGAGUGUAAUUAAUCUGCAACUGUCAUCAGCUGUUGCAGGACAACAGUAUCUGAAGAAUGGCAUAUUCCUAGCCCUGCCUUAGCCUAAGGGUUGUUUCGAAGGAGAGGCAAUACAUUUUUGCCUCUCCUUCGAAAUGCAACAUACGUACGUGGUUCCCAUAUUUCCUUACAUUACAUUUGUAUUGUACCCUGUCUCCAGAGGACACAGUGCAACAUAGUUGGUUCCCACCUUUCGGCUUCAUAAUCCCCAGAUUAGUUUUGGAGUGGAGAGACAGUGACCUUCUCAAGGUCACCCAGAAAGUAUUGUGGCUGAGUAGAGAUUUGAAUUCAGCCCCUCCCCCACAAGUGUGAAUCCUACACUGACCACUAACUACAUCAAGGGUGGGAAACAUUUUCAGGCUCGGUGGCCCCCCUGCAACAGUUGCCCUAUGUACUUAUUCCAUGCAGUAACACUCAACUGCAGACCACAUUCUGUGCAAAGUACUUCAGAAACUUCUAAAUGCCUUUAAAUAGCCUCAUUUAUGACCACUGAUUGGAGUUAACAGUUGAAGAAGCUUGCAGAAGAUACCGAACUGGCUUUCAGCUGCCAUGGAAACAGACGAAAGCCUCAUGCACUAACAGCCACAGUGAAGUGUGGUGUGCAAGCUAAAAUCACAACCAAUGGAGAAGCCCAGAGAUGGUGAUAUUCCUGGACUGAAGAGCGAAGAUUGUGUGCAGGGGAGGUACUAGACGGCUUGCAGAUAUGUUUACCUUGACAGAAGUGACCUUCCAUAAUAACAGCCAUGCCCGGUUCCAAACGCUAAAACCUUGGUGGGAUGUCCUGAUGGAUUACUUAGUACUGGCAAUGCUGGUGGUUUCUCUUCUCUCAGGAACCCUGCUCAUCUCUGUUGACCAAAUGACAUGCUUGCCUCUGAAUGACAAAUUAAAUGAGUCCACAGCAGCUACAUCCAAGGUUGGAGCUAGAGAUCAUGCCAUCAAAGAAGUGUUUCCUGCUGCAAACAGUGGCCGUUCAAUCAACCUUGAUUACCAGCAGUACCUGUACAUCAACCAUGUCUGCUAUCAGAAAACUUUGCCUUGGCUUUCUAAGUACUUUCCUUAUCUUGCACUUGGCAACUCACUUCUGUUAAUGGCAAGCAGCAACUUCUGGUUCCGGUACCCUAAGACCUCAUCAAAGAUUGAACAUUUCUUAUCCAUCCUCAUGAAAUGUUUUGAGUCACCUUGGACGACCAAGGCUCUUUCUGAAAUGGCUUGCCAGCAUUUCCAAGGGCUACCCAAAACCACUGAUGCUGGAGGGUGUCAAGAACAACUGAUUUCCCCUUCAUCCUCUCCCAUUCUGGACCGGAAGGACAGGGAACAGGGACGGGCACUCUUUGAGAAAAUCCGCAGAUUCAGAGUGCAUACUGAAGGCGCUAGUCUGAUUUACAUGGUUUACAUGGGACAAACAAUCUUCAAAGUGGUAAAAAUUCUAACUGUGCUGGGCUAUACCUCCAACUGUGUAGGGUCCAUCUCCUUCAAGCAUGUUUGCUGGUUGAACACAGAGAACCUCACUGGCUACUCUACUUUCCUCUGUACCCAUAGCCUGGCUUUCAUUCUGCAGAAGUUGAUGACGACUUAUCUGUUUUUGGUAAUACUCUAUGGGGUAGUAGGGGCUUACCCCCUCUUGUGGCUGAUGCGGCAACCACUGCACAAGUAUUCUUUUAAGCAAGUGCGAGCAGACCAUUGCUUCCUUGACAUCCCAGAUGUCUACAAUGAUUUUGCUUUCCUGUUGCAUAUGGCAGACCAGUGCGACCAACUAUACUCAUGGCGACUUUCCAUCUUCCUCUCAGCUAUGAGCGAGAGCUGUUUCCUAGAUGUGAGUUUUCACUCUGAAUUGGGAAUGGAAGACUGGGCAGAAUUUUCAGGCCCUGGUCACAAAAUAAACACAUAAGCACAUCAGAAAAAAGGAAUUUAACUUUAUACCCUUUAAUCCUUUUCAAAUUUCAAACAUACUACAGUACUGUGAUAGCAGUCUCUGAGAAAGCAGAAACAGGACAUCCAGACCUACCCAAAAGUUCAAAUGAAAAUCCUGUCUUCUCCAUCUCCCUUUCCUCCCCAUCUUAGAAAUGAGUUGAAGCUUUUAAAGAUUUUAUGAUAGGAAAGGGAAAGAUAUAUGAGAUGGGUAACCGAAACACCGAGAUAGGGAAGAGGGAUGUUUUUAAUUGCAAGAAGAAAAGCCAACGAUGUAAAAUCACUACGAUUUAUCAAAAGCAUUUGUUAACAGGCAAAGCUUGGGAAAAUUCCUUCUUUUUACUAGAGUUCCCAAUACCAAAAAACAAAAAAAAACCAAGACAAAGUCCCAUAUUUUACAGAUAUAUAAUGAUGUAUGUCAUAUAAAUUGAAAGGUUUACUGUCACUGAACCAAGAACACAGGAAAUAUUAUUCCCACCUGGAAACUUAGCUUGCUCUAGCUUGCAUUUUCAAGGAAAAACCAACAUUGUCAAAAUAUUUUGGUUGAAACCAAGACAUGCUUCACUGUAGCCAAAGUUACACAGAAGCCCUAUUCAGUUGUGUUUUAAAGUGUGUGGAGCCCAUAUGAAUUCAGGAACCAUGCUCAACCCAUUACUCCACUGUAUCUUUAAUUAUGGAAACAUAACUGUCUGGAUUACUGAGUGCUAUAACCAGGUGUUCUCUCCACAUCAGCUAGAAGCCUGAUCGGAAUGUUGGUUCAACAUGGAUAGGGUAGCCAAGUUUAACAGCCUUCCCAUCUUCAGACAGUCAUGUUUCUGUGAUUAAAGAGGCAAUGGAGAGGGUGGAGUUAACAUUGCUUUCUGCCAAAUGUGCACAGUCCACACCCUUUAAAACACAAUAAAAGCAAAAAGAGGAUUGUGGGCAAUCUUGGUUUAGCCCAACAGCCGAUAACAUGCAGAGCAAGGAACAAGACGCUCAGGAAACUUUAUAGGAGCAGGAGGACAGAUUGCUUGGCAAGGCUACAGUAAAUGUCACAGCAGAGAUCAAUCUACUCAUUAGCUAAACCAAAUAGAGAACUUCUAGGAAGGAGUUAACAAACAGAACAUCUAGUGCAAGGUCCCCAGUUUCCUGGCUUGCCAUGUGUUAUCUGGAAGAUUAUGAGAAAGGAUUAUCAGAAAGGCUAGUUAACCUUGCCUGCUGCUCAGCUAGUGCUUUAUACCGGAUAUAGCUAUCUAGCACCUAUAAGACUAAUUACUAUUGCUAGUAUACAGUAAAUUGUUACAGCUAACACAGUUACCUUCUACAUUACUUUUUCAGAUAAUGCUGUCCUUCCAGUAUCAACAAACACCCAUUUUAAUUGGUGUCAAAUGUCUUUAGGCUGGGCUCACAAUAUUGGUGAAAGUAUUGGAGUCAUCUGGGGAGACAAAGGUUAACUCUGAGUCACAUGAGUUGACAGUUUAACCAGCAGGAUUCCAACCUGCUUUGACCCUUUGCACCAGCAGAGGGAAUUUUGAAGAGUGCUCACUUGUGGACAAAACAUGGUAGUGACAUUAAAAAGACAUUAAUAGCGCUGUUGAUAUUCUUUCAUGGAGUACUGUAUAUCUGGAUGGAAGUCCAAAGUACACGAAAAUGGAUAGAAAACAUGAAGUGAUAUCACUGCAAGAACCAUGGUUUAUGGUAAAUAAAAAGAUAUACUACCAGGAUUUACAACAUAGGCCGAGCUAGCACAGAGAACAAAAAAUAGGAGCAGAGGAGGUUUAGCCACAGAAGGUUUUACCAUUUUGUUUAAGUUGGAGCUGGGAUGGGGUGGUGGACUGAUUGAUAGUUUACUAUGAUUUUCUAACUUUCUGGUGGUAAAGCUUAUUACCAGUGGCACAGUGAUAAUUAUGACAAAUGUUCAUGUACCUGCAACUUCUUCCCAGUAUUAUAAUGCAGACAUACGGCUACAGUGGAACUAUUAUUUCGAGGAGUUGGGUUUGAGGUUUCCAAGUACUCUCAUCAUAUUGUUAGGCAAUAUUAAUGCCAGGAUGGGUCGUCAUCAUUACCAUUAAAAUCUCUGAGCCAUGUGGUAUUUUUGAAGAGUUCCCUAGAUUUGGAAAUCCAGACGUAAAAACAUGAAUAACACUACUUUAAUCUUAUUUAGGAUAAUAUAUGUUUGAUCUGCAGAUUAUAGGUUCCAAUAAAUUUAACACAGUAUACCCUUUUAUUUUCUGCAUAUUCAAGUAGUGCUCACAACUAUGUGGAUGUUUCUAGACGGAAGGUUCAUUUAUUCUCUGACAGAACAGUUAACACGAGGAAAGACAGUAAUCACCCAUUCAUAUUGGUGAAGUUAACAAUGGGAUCAGAUCUAAGGAUAGUAUUAUGCUCCAACAAACAGGACAGAAGGUGGAAUUUAAUCAGAAGAGAUUAAAAUAGUAGAAAGAAAGUGACAGCAAAUUAAAUAUUUUCUAGAAUUUGAUUAUAGGUAAAUUACUUUGUGAUGCAAUUUUAAGGCUUGACUCUAAUGCAGACACAAUUAAAAAGACCCAAACUAUGCUCCUAGAAUUAGACAGACUAGAAUACAGUAGAAGAGUCAGUAGUCUUGACUGAAAACUA